This is a messenger RNA of Penicillium vulpinum, 1227 nucleotides long. Its product is annotated as iron-containing alcohol dehydrogenase. Gene Ontology annotation, molecular function: metal ion binding; alcohol dehydrogenase (NAD+) activity. Bases 1 to 1227 code for a protein of 408 amino acids. The record is from RefSeq and is a predicted model, not a curated record. The transcript has 3 exons. Lineage: Eukaryota; Fungi; Ascomycota; Eurotiomycetes; Eurotiales; Aspergillaceae. Gene Ontology annotation, cellular component: mitochondrion.
AUGUCAGAGGAAGCAGUUCGACCUGCCUUUGAAGGCCGUGACUACCCACUUAUUUCCUAUGGCAUCGCCUUUCCCGCAGCCAUAGCCCGUCAUCUUAAUGACAUCUUCCGGGCUUCCCGAGUAUAUGUCAUCUGCUCAGGCUCAUUGUCGCGAAAUACCGAUGUAAUGAACCAGCUGGAAACCGCUCUGGGACCAGAUAAACUGGUUGGUCGUCGGAUUGGUAUGCGGAGCCACACCUUGUGGUCAGAGGUGUUGCAGAUUGCCGAAGAGGUUAGGACUGUGCAGGCCGAUCUUCUCUUGACUGUUGGAGGUGGCAGCUUGUCUGAUGGUGCCAAGCUCAUUGCAUUGGUUGUCGAGAAUCAAAUCAAAACACCAGAAGAGCUUGAAACCCUUGCAGAAGGUCCCCAAAAGCGACUAGAAAUAAAAACACCAACUCUCCCGAUCAUUUCCGUGCCAACAUCUCUCUCCGCUGGCGAAUACUAUAACUUUGCAGGUGGCACGGACGACCGCACAAAGCGCAAACACGCCUUCAAACAUCCAACUCGCGGACCCAAGCUAGUUAUCCUCGAUCCGGAGCUGGCGGAAACAACCCCCGAUUCAGUCUGGCUCAGUACAGGUGUACGCGCAGUUGAUCAUUGUAUCGAAACUCUGUGUGCCAUGUCAGGUACCACUGCGAAAUCAGAUAAACUGGCUCAGCGUGCGCUGGGAAUGUUGGUUCCUGGUCUCUUGCGCUGUAAGAAGGACCGAUCAGACCGUGAUGCUCACCUACAGUGCCAACUUGGAUCCGUGGAUGCUAUGGCGGCCUGGACUGAGGGGCCAAUUGAUUUGGGUGCUAGUCAUGGGAUUGGACAUCAGCUUGGUCCACUGGGCGUUGGCCAUGGUGAGACUAGUUGUGUCUUGCUCCCUGCUGUGUGCAAGUACAAUGCUAAGGACAACGCCAACCGCGAAAAGCAAGCUAGCGUACGCCAAUUUAUGAUUCAAGAUCCGGUUGUGUCUGAGGUGGUACGUUCCCGCUCGGUCAACGUGGAAGCAUCCGACUUGAGCGAUAUCUUGGAUGCUAUCAUCCGCGAAUUGGGAAUGCCUCGGUCCUUGAGCGAUGUCAAAGUCGGACGAGACCAGUUGGAUGAACUGGCAGAGAAUAGUCUACAUGACCAUUUCUGCAAGACAAACCCAGUGCCACUGAACGAGAAGUCUCAGGUAUUGGAGAUCUUGGAAAUGGUAGUUUAA